UCUCUUUUCGCUCUCAGACAUGGGCACACCACAGAAGGAUGUUACCAUCAAGCCAGAUGCGCCUGACACCCUCUUACUGGAGAAGCAUGCAGAUUAUAUUGCAUCCUAUGGCUCAAAGAAAGAUGAUUAUGAGUACUGUAUGUCUGAGUACUUGAGAAUGAGUGGCGUCUAUUGGGGUCUGACUGUAAUGGAUCUCAUGGGACAACUAAAUCGCAUGAAUAAAGAAGAAAUUCUGGCAUUUAUUAAGUCAUGUCAACACGAGUGUGGUGGAAUAAGUGCUAGUAUUGGACAUGAUCCUCAUCUUUUGUACACUCUGAGUGCUGUCCAGAUUCUUACUCUGUAUGAUAGUAUUAAUGUUAUUGACGUAAAUAAAGUUGUGGAAUAUGUUCAGAGUCUACAGAAAGAAGAUGGUUCUUUUGCUGGAGAUAUUUGGGGAGAAAUUGAUACAAGAUUCUCUUUUUGUGCUGUGGCAACUUUGGCUCUAUUGGGGAAGCUGGAUGCUAUUAAUGUGGAAAAGGCAAUUGAAUUUGUUUUAUCGUGCAUGAACUUUGAUGGUGGAUUUGGUUGUAGGCCAGGUUCUGAGUCCCAUGCUGGGCAGAUCUAUUGUUGCACAGGAUUCCUGGCUAUUACUAAUCAGUUGCACCAAGUAAACUCUGAUUUACUUGGGUGGUGGCUUUGUGAACGACAGCUACCUUCAGGUGGACUGAAUGGAAGGCCAGAGAAGUUACCAGAUGUAUGCUAUUCAUGGUGGGUGUUGGCUUCCCUAAAGAUAAUAGGAAGGCUUCAUUGGAUUGAUCGAGAGAAACUGCGCAGUUUCAUCUUAGCAUGUCAAGAUGAAGAAACUGGAGGAUUUGCAGACAGGCCAGGAGAUAUGGUAGAUCCUUUUCAUACUUUAUUUGGAAUUGCUGGAUUGUCACUUUUGGGAGAAGAACAAAUUAAACCUGUUAAUCCUGUUUUUUGCAUGCCUGAAGAAGUACUUCGGAGAAUGAAUAUUCAGCCAGAACUAGUGAGCUAGAUUCAUUGAUGCAAAGUUGCUUAGUAUAAUUUUGUCAUCCUAAAAUUUCUGUUUUGAAGUGCUUGUCAUACUUAAAAAUGACUGUUAAUAUUUUGUAUAUGAGUUGUGAUUGUGAUAAUUUUAAUAAAUUAUAUAAGUAUACAUAUUGUAAAAUAAAGGCCUAUCUUCAGCUUUUGCUUUUCUUAUAGAAUGCUGUCAUUCUGAAUACAAUAUUUUGUUUACACUUCAACGUAUUUAAAUUUCCCUAAGAGUAAGAACUCUAGUUAAUGAAGUCUUGUAUUUGACUUGAUUUCCCCAUGUGCUCCCUCCAUGUUAUGUAAUGAUAGUUCAUGUAAAUUGGUCUAUGUCAAUGAAAUUGUUAACUGAUGAUAAAUAUUGAUAUGCCCCACAUGAAUUAAAAGAUGCACAAAGUGAAAUAAACUUGAAAUUUGGGAGUUA
Myotis myotis is the source of this 1453-nucleotide messenger RNA. RefSeq names its product Rab geranylgeranyltransferase subunit beta (gene RABGGTB). The record is from RefSeq and is a predicted model, not a curated record. Gene Ontology annotation, molecular function: Rab geranylgeranyltransferase activity. NCBI's taxonomy places the organism in Eukaryota, Metazoa, Chordata, Mammalia, Chiroptera, Vespertilionidae. The transcript is spliced from 9 exons. The coding region runs from base 20 to 1015 and encodes 331 amino acids. Gene Ontology annotation, biological process: protein geranylgeranylation. Gene Ontology annotation, cellular component: Rab-protein geranylgeranyltransferase complex.